AUGGAAAGUGAUGCAAAUGAAAAUACAAAUUCAUGUUCAUGGCAACAGAUAAGAUCGAAAAGAAAACGUACUAAAAUAACACAAACUCCUGAUCUAUGCACAUCAGUAAACACAUCUAACAGGUUCCAAACGUUCUCAGGAGAAAACGCAGAUACAAACCCAAUCCAAAAUAGAGAUGACCCAAAUACCCAAACAGAAGAUCCCAAGCCGCCUCCUAUUUACGUUUACGGAGUAACAAACUAUAAAGAUAUGACUGACUCAAUAGAAGUUACACCAGAUGUAACUUAUUUUACCAGUACUCUUCCUGAAAAUGUUGUUAAAAUAAAUGCUAGAACACCUGAAAUUAAUCAACUUCAUGGGAGAGAAAAACAGUACACCAUAGUUACCAACUAA
This is a messenger RNA of Psylliodes chrysocephalus, 393 nucleotides long. The record is from the annotation of a GenBank genome assembly. Lineage: Eukaryota; Metazoa; Arthropoda; Insecta; Coleoptera; Chrysomelidae.